AUGGCAAUUAGCACUUGUUUACAGACGUUCGCACCUAUUGUAUUCCAGAACCGAAUCAUAGGAUCGUUAGAGUUUAACAGGAAUUUAUCUGCAUAUACGAAUGGGUUUGGUGACGUAGCUGAUGAAUUCUGGUUAGGAUUAAAGUAUAUUCAAGAAAUUACAAAUCUUCCGAGCGAUUUAAGGUGGGAAGCGGUAACAACCUCUGGUGUCUCUGGAAACGAGGUAUAUGGAGAAUUUAAACUUCUUGGAGAUACAUACACAUUCUCUGCGUCGAAACCGCCAAUGAAAGCAGAACGCAAUAGAAUAACAAACGACGACUUGUUUAAUUCCUUGAACUUGGUUCCAUUCCGAAUAGAUUAUGAUCAUCUUCAUAUGUGUGUGAAUGAUACAAAUGUGGAUGAUCUGAAAGCGGGAUGGUGGUAUCCAGUUUCCAAGUGUGAGCACAAAUUCUUCAGCUUGAACGGUAAUGGCCGUCUACCUGGACACGACGAAAUACGACUAAGAUCUACGAGAAUGAUGGUUAGAAGAGAACAAUAA
Ruditapes philippinarum (Manila clam) is the source of this 537-nucleotide messenger RNA. RefSeq names its product angiopoietin-related protein 4-like. NCBI's taxonomy places the organism in Eukaryota, Metazoa, Mollusca, Bivalvia, Venerida, Veneridae. The record is from RefSeq and is a predicted model, not a curated record. The coding region runs from base 1 to 537 and encodes 178 amino acids. The transcript has 4 exons.